This is a messenger RNA of Thlaspi arvense, 658 nucleotides long. Lineage: Eukaryota; Viridiplantae; Streptophyta; Magnoliopsida; Brassicales; Brassicaceae. The record is from the annotation of a GenBank genome assembly.
CAUACAAGCAAACAGUUUAAGUUAAAAGAGUCUUUCUUCUUCGCCGAAGCUGCCAAUCGUCAAGCCGGUGAAAAUGACAAAGAGAACGAAGAAGGCUGGAAUUGUCGGCAAAUAUGGUACAAGAUAUGGUGCCAGUCUUAGGAAGCAGAUCAAGAAGAUGGAAGUGAGUCAGCACAGCAAGUACUUCUGCGAGUUCUGUGGAAAGUACGCGGUUAAGAGGAAAGCUGUUGGUAUUUGGGGUUGCAAAGAUUGCGGGAAAGUGAAAGCAGGCGGUGCAUACACAAUGAACACGGCUAGUGCUGUGACGGUUAGGAGUACCAUUAGGCGAUUAAGAGAGCAAACCGAGAGCUAGAUCAAGAGUCAUAACCGUGAUCUCACACUCACAAGUCAGUUUUGUUAUUAUCAAAUAUUGAGUUCUUUAGGCUUCUGUUUCCUUUUUUUGGGUUCAGAUUCUUCACAUUUUUGAAUUCAUCCCUUGUCUUUUUUGCUUUCUGUAUCAAACCUGCCAUUGGCCAACGUUUCUUCUUUCUAAUGAAGUUCUUGGUAGAUUUGAGUUGUGAUUAUAUGUACUUUGAUUUUCGAUAAUAUGUAUGCAUAAUAAUGUAGGAAUGUUUGAUUUGAUCAAUAUGGGAUUAAUCAAAACUUAUUCAAGAACCAA